AUUUUACUGCCAAAUUCGACGUUGGAUUAUCUCAUUCGCUAUAACGUGCCAUAUCCUAUGCUAUUCAAGAUGAUGAAACAACUUCGGAUUGACGAAGGUGCCGAAGUUCGUGUUGAUUCUGUGACUUUGCCUUCAGCUACUUACGCGAAACUGAAGCCGCAGUCGUUAGAAUUUCUGAACAUCAGUAAUCCAAGGGCUGUCUUAGAAGUUGAAUUGCGGAAGUUUGCUUGUUUAACGAAAAAUGACGUCAUUGCAGUUAUGUGUGUAUCAUUGAAUGUGAUCUUAACCUGGAUUUUGAUGCUCCAGAGGGUUACGUGGAGAAGCCCAAUCCUUUGCGGCAGCCGUCAACCUUUAAAGUUUGUUCAUUGUCGCUAUUUUUUUACUUCAAGUAUUCUCAUUAGAUUUUUGAACACUCCAAAAAACCCUCCUGCUCCUGCUAUGAAAUCUUUGCCCGUCGCCAAUGGUGCACAUUUCUCAGCAUUCUCUGGAACUGGGCAGCGCCUUGAUGGAAGGAAAAAACCUUCUUCGAACAGUUUGUGCAGUGAUCAGGGUGAAGAACUGCUCAACACUCUGACUUCUCUGCCUCCAGUUGUAUGCAUCGAAGACUACAAACCAGGUCAAAAUAUAUGUCUUGCUCAAUAUUUUCACACUUCUAUACGGAAGUUGUCCUUUAUUCGCUAUGAUUACAAAUCACGAUUUGAGACGGAGCGUGAAAUGCAGGAAUCGAAGCAGUCUGCAGGGAAAAAGGCAGUGCCUUUUGAAGGUUCGAGUGCCACUAUAAGAAGGAGAUACUGA
This is a messenger RNA of Strongylus vulgaris, 795 nucleotides long. Lineage: Eukaryota; Metazoa; Nematoda; Chromadorea; Rhabditida; Strongylidae. The record is from the annotation of a GenBank genome assembly.